AUGCCGACUACGAUGCCGGCGAAGCGUUUAGGAAAGUACCAAGUCAAUGGUUUAAUGCUAGAAAUCACUAAUAAUAUGGCAGAUGACACAAAUCUGGGUAUAUUCCACAAGCCGACCUCUGCUUUCCUCAAAUUCCCAGUCUGGAUUCCGGUUUUUCCAACUGCCACUUCUAAUGACCACGUACCAGCAACAGCUGGGGCCGCGGCCGAAGGUCCAUCUUUAUCGUCGGCAUCAGAGCCCGGCGAGUCGCCUCACUCCUUCCUGUAUCACACCUCCGCCCGGCCCCGAGUCUCCGAACUGGGGCCCCGGACUCGUCUGCUGUUGGUUCAAACCUCCAGACUGCCUGAGGCGACCAGUUGUGCCUCACCAGCGGACACCGAGGAUUGCGAGGCUCUGAUGGCUGGUUCAAUCUCUUUUGCAGGGCAGGAAAAGCACGGCCCCGAGUGUGCUACAGCUCAAAAUGAGAAGAGCCGGUUUCAG
Molecule: messenger RNA, 480 nt
Organism: Protopolystoma xenopodis
Lineage: Eukaryota; Metazoa; Platyhelminthes; Monogenea; Polystomatidea; Polystomatidae
Source: the annotation of a GenBank genome assembly